Messenger RNA from Penicillium nucicola, 1902 nucleotides. RefSeq lists its product as uncharacterized. The record is from RefSeq and is a predicted model, not a curated record. Bases 1 to 1902 code for a protein of 633 amino acids. NCBI's taxonomy places the organism in Eukaryota, Fungi, Ascomycota, Eurotiomycetes, Eurotiales, Aspergillaceae. Gene Ontology annotation, biological process: fucose metabolic process; glycoside catabolic process. The transcript has 3 exons. Gene Ontology annotation, molecular function: alpha-L-fucosidase activity. Gene Ontology annotation, cellular component: lysosome.
AUGCCACCGGACCAGUUUACAUACGGAGGCAUCAACUAUCGGUUCUCUAAAUUCAAUGCUUCUGGGUGCGACAAUAUGCUGGUCCAAGGACAGGAGAUCCGGGUUCCACGAUCAAAAUACUUCAGCUACCAUAUGCUGGCGGCCUCUGAGUCAGGCAUGGCUUCUGCUUCCAUUGAAGCGAGGUAUAGUGAUGGCAGCACGACUUCUGGACCUCUCUUAGUUCCAGCUUGGUGGAGCUGGCCGUAUCCUGCUGGUGCUGACCUCUCGUUCGGACAUUACUUGACAGAAAACACGACAAAUUUCAAUCGGUCGAACAUCUUCCAGACUGUCAAUUGGGUUGACUCCUCGAAGGAGAUUGUGUCUCUUUCGCUCCCUAACUCCUCGACUGGAGCCUCCACAGAACCCGGAGGAGUCUCAGUGAACACGAAUUUACACAUCUUUGCGAUUUCUUUUCUGGCCGUACCCGAAUCGCAAUCCAAUACUCCAAGACUCGCUGUUCAAUAUGCUCGCUCGACUCAAAAGUGGGUCGAUGGAUCUGACAAAGUUCAGAUCAUUGAAGUCCUGGUCAACAACGUUGGAUCUUCAUUCAUUACACCAAGCAAUAGUGUGCGCAUCCAAGUUCAGUCGCCCGGUCUUGACACCAUCAUGGAGGGCACUAUCAAGCGACUCGGCCCUGGAGAUCAAGCCACAAUCGAGAUCGGAGUUCAGAAGAAGAAGGAAGUGUUUGUCAGCAGUGGUCCAGCAACAGUCAUUAUCAGUGGACAUGAUGUGGUUUCGGCGCCAUACUCCUUCAAUGCAACAUAUGGAAUCCGCCCAUUCGAGGCCACCUACGAGUCAAUCUACAGCCAUGAAUCCCCGAACUGGUACAACAAUGCCAAGUUUGGUAUAUUUAUUCAUUGGGGUGUUUACUCCGUGCCAGGCUGGGGAAAUUCUGGAUCUAAAGAAAACUAUGCCGAAUGCUUAUUCCUUCAGGAACUGUUCGAUACAGCCAAGAAAUACCAGCCUCAUCUGCACCGGUCCGUAUAUUACUCACUGCCCGAAUGGUUUCACCCAGACUAUGAGAAAUACGGAUUUGGCCAAUGGCCAGGGGGAAAUGCCACAAAUCCGUUCACGAAUGAGACCUUGCCCUAUACUGGUUAUGUGCCACUGGCAGACUUCAUCGAUGACAAGAUUCUGCCCGAGAUGAACAUCUUAGCGGACAUGGGGACUGAGAUUAUGUGGUGUGACAUCGGUGGCCCUAACAAGACAUUGGAAUUCGCGUCCGCCUGGUUCAAUUCCGCUGCCGAACACAACCGGUCAGUGGUGAUGAACUCUAGAUGCGGACUACCUGGAGAUUUUGAUACUCCAGAAUAUGCCCAAUACAAAGGUGUGCAACGCCGGAAAUGGGAAAGCAGUGCUGGCAUGGAUCCAUAUAGUUAUGGAUUCAAUCGUGCCACCCCUCAGGCUAGCUACAUGAACGCAUCGGCCAUCGUUACUACCCUGGUUGAUAUCGUGUCGAAGAAUGGGAACUUUCUUCUCGACAUUGGACCUAUGGCAAAUGGGACCAUUCUAGACAUUGAACAGCAACAUCUGCGGGAGGCUGGCAAAUGGAUCAAGAGCCACGCAGAAGCCAUCUAUGAUACGUCUUAUUGGUUUGUAGCCCCCGAAGAAGGAGAGCAUAUCCGAUUCACCACUUCACCCGAUGCUUUCUAUAUCCAUUGUUUGACCAGACCGAAUGCCACACUCACCUUGUCCAGUCCAAUCCCCUGGAUGGAAGGUGACAACAUGUCCGUUGUUGGCGGCCACCAACAUGGGGUUGAAAUUCCUUCGAUGAAGACCGAGGAUGGGAGUGUAGUGCUGUCUGUGAGCAGGGAAAUUGCAAUGGCGGAUCAAUAUGUAUGGGUUUUUAAGAUUAGUUACUGA